Molecule: messenger RNA, 3498 nt
Organism: Nomascus leucogenys (northern white-cheeked gibbon)
Lineage: Eukaryota; Metazoa; Chordata; Mammalia; Primates; Hylobatidae
Gene: FRRS1
Product: ferric chelate reductase 1
Molecular function (GO): oxidoreductase activity, acting on metal ions
Source: RefSeq, a predicted model, not a curated record
AGUUGGUUAGGCUGCCUUCGCUUCUCAAGGUAAGGAAGUGGAGGAUUAAAUGAUUUGCCCAAAGUCUCACAGUAAUUUGUAGAGCUGAGAUUGAAAUUCAGGUGAAACUUCACAUAUCACAUUCUUUUUAUCAGAUGGCAGUUUCUGGAUUUACUCUUGGUACCUGCAUACUUCUGUUGCACAUUAGUUAUGUGACUAAUUAUCCCAAUGGAAAAGUAACACAGUCAUGCCAUGGAAUGAUUCCUGAACAUGGUCAUAGUCCACAGUCUGUUCCUGUUCAUGACAUUUAUGUGAGUCAGAUGACAUUCAGGCCAGGAGAUCAGAUUGAAGUUACUUUGUCAGGGCAUCCAUUUAAAGGCUUUCUCCUAGAAGCACGUAAUGCUGAGGAUCUGAAUGGCCCUCCUAUUGGCUCCUUCACAUUGAUUGACAGUGAAGUGUCACAACUUUUGACCUGUGAAGAUAUACAGGGAUCAGCAGUGAGUCACAGAAGUGCAUCUAAAAAAACAGAAAUUAAAGUCUACUGGAAUGCUCCAAGCAGUGCUCCAAAUCAUAUACAGUUUCUAGUCACAGUUGUUGAGAAGUACAAAAUCUACUGGGUGAAGAUUCCUGGUCCUAUAAUUUCACAACCAAAUGCAUUUCCUUUUACAACACCUAAAGCUACAAUAGUACCUUUGCCAACGUUGCCUCCAGUUUCCCACUUAACCAAACCAUUCAGUGCCUCAGACUGUGGGAACAAGAAGUUCUGUAUUAGGAGUCCUUUGAACUGUGACCCAGAGAAGGAGGCUUCCUGUGUCUUCUUGUCCUUCACAAGAGAUGACCAAUCGGUGGUGGUUGAAAUGAGUGGCCCCAGUAAAGGCUAUUUAUCCUUUGCAUUGUCUCAUGACCAAUGGAUGGGUGACGAUGAUGCUUAUCUAUGUAUUCAUGAAGAUCAGACUGUGUACAUCCAGCCUUCCCAUUUAAUGGGGCGAAGUCACCCUGUAAUGGAUUCCAGGGAUACCCUUGAGGAUAUGGCUUGGAGGUUGGCGGAUGGUGUUAUGCAGUGUUCUUUCAGAAGAAACAUUACCCUUCCUGGAGUUAAGAAUAGAUUUGAUCUAAACACAAGCUAUUACAUAUUUCUAGCAGAUGGUGCAGCUAAUGACGGUCGAAUUUACAAGCACUCUCAGCAACCUUUGAUUACCUAUGAAAAAUAUGAUGUGACAGACUCUCCAAAGAACAUAGGAGGAUCCCAUUCUGUACUCCUUCUGAAGGUUCAUGGUGCCUUAAUGUUUGUGGCAUGGAUGACUACUGUUAGCAUAGGUGUACUGGUUGCCCGGUUCUUCAAACCAGUUUGGUCAAAAGCCUUCUUCCUUGGUGAAGCAGCUUGGUUUCAGGUGCAUCGGAUGCUCAUGUUCAUCACAACUGUCCUCACCUGCAUUGCUUUUGUUAUGCCGUUUAUAUACAGGGGAGGCUGGAGUAGGCAUGCAGGUUACCACCCAUACCUCGGCUGUAUAGUGAUGACUUUGGCAGUUCUUCAGCCUCUUCUGGCAGUCUUCAGGCCACCUUUACAUGACCCAAGAAGGCAAAUGUUUAACUGGACUCAUUGGAGUAUGGGAACAGCUGCUAGAAUAAUAGCAGUGGCAGCUAUGUUCCUGGGAAUGGAUUUACCAGGACUGAAUCUUCCUGAUUCAUGGAAAACCUAUGCAAUGAUUGGAUUUGUAGCCUGGCAUGUUGGGACUGAGAUUGUUCUGGAGGUACAUGCUUAUCGGCUCUCUCGCAAAGUUGAAAUAUUGGAUGAUGACAGAAUUCAGAUCCUUCAGUCAUUUACUGCAGUGGAAACAGAGGGUCAUGCUUUUAAAAAGGCAGUGUUGGCAGUUUAUGUCUGUGGGAAUGUUACUUUUCUCAUCAUAUUUUUAUCUGCAAUCAACCAUCUAUGAGCAAGCAAAGACCUUGGCUUUUGCAGGCCAAGUGAUAAUUAUCAUCAAACCAAAGAAACUUGAAGCGUGUCCUGACUGCCUGGAGCAUAUUUGUGAAUUCUCACUUGGAAGACUGGGGUCAUGUCUGUAGAGGAAUUCUGAAGUCCAGCCUUUAGAGACCAACAUUCAAGAGGGUCAUAUAGACUAUAAAUUAAUGUCAUGCCCUAUAUGUAAUUCUGGGUCUUAAAGGCAAGAUUGUACUUCAGGAGAAGUAACUCUCAAAUAUUUCAUGCCGAGAUUUUAAGAAUGUUGGUAUUUAAGAAAAUAAAUAAUGAUUUGGAAAAACACAACAGAUGUCACUAGGAUAAAAAAGAGAUAUAUUAUGGUAUAUAUAUAUAUAUAUAUAUAUAUAUUUUUUUUUUUUUUGAGACAGAGUCUUGCUCUGUUGCCCAGGCUGGAGUGCAGUGGUGCGAUCUCGGCUCACUGCAAGCUCUGCCUCCUGGGUUCACGGCAUUCUCCUGCCUCAGCCUCCUGAGUAGCUGGGACUACAGGCGCCCGCCACCAUGCCCGGCUAAUUUUUAAAAUAUUUUUAGUAGAGACGGGGUUUCACCAUUCACAGGAUGGUCUCGAUCUCCUGACCUUGUGAUCCGCCCGCCUCAGCCUCCAAAAGUGCUGGGAUUACAGGCACGAGCCACUGCACCCAGCCUACGGUAAAUAUAUUUUGAACUACAAAGGUGCUGUGGUACUUUAAAGAAAAACUAUUUUUACUAGUUUAUCUGAAUGAUCUGUGGACUUUAUUUAGAAACUUUUUCAGUUUAGUUUUUUGGACAUAUCCUUUGCUCAGUGUAUUUCGUUACUUCUCCUAGUAAAGGUAGAAGUGAGGCAGAUGCCAUUGUAGGUUUUACCAGCAUUUAAAUAUAUUAUGAAUUGCUUAGCAAUGAAAUGCAAGUAUGCAUCUUUUACUUAAAGAUACUAUUUAUGUAUUCAGCUACAGAGAUGAAAUAGCAUUUUACGUGUUAAUUGUUUUGGCUAUAAAAUUUCAGUCCUUAUAGCAUUUGGGGAUUAUACACUUGGAUUUCAAAAUUGAUAAAACUCACACUUGUGAACACAUCUAAUAGAUAUUCUGUUUACUUGUAGAAAUAAUAUAAUGUGUCUGGUUCUGUUUUGUUAGACGUUUUUUAUGCUGUAUUGAAUCACAAUAGUGUUAUCUUCCUUAUUUCAAGAAUUCAUCUAUUUUAUGGCUACAUCUCAUAUGUGCUGUGAGGACUUCUAUCCAGUGGGUGGCGCUGUAAUACCGAAGAACUGUACUGCUUUGUUCCUGUUUCCUUGUGCUGAUUUCUUUCUAGUAUUUAGGUAACAUUAUGGGAUGGCAUUUCCCUUAAAUUCCGCCAACUCUUAAUCUUUGUUUUAAAAAUGUCUACUUUUUUUUGGGUGGUUGGGGUAAUGGGUUAAAACCUUAAAUUAGUAACCACUGUUUAUUUUCCAGUUUGUUUUCUGUGAUUAUUUAUAAUAAUUGUUUGAUAUUUGUUUUUACAGUCUCCUGACCCUGUAAUAAUGAAUGCAGCUAUCUUAGGCAAAGCAAAUAAAUAAACUGGGCAUUUUUAAA